Glarea lozoyensis ATCC 20868 is the source of this 1815-nucleotide messenger RNA. RefSeq names its product Ferredoxin reductase-like, C-terminal NADP-linked. Gene Ontology annotation, cellular component: plasma membrane. Bases 1 to 1815 code for a protein of 604 amino acids. The transcript is spliced from 3 exons. Gene Ontology annotation, molecular function: ferric-chelate reductase activity. The record is from RefSeq and is a predicted model, not a curated record. Gene Ontology annotation, biological process: iron ion transport; intracellular iron ion homeostasis; copper ion import. NCBI's taxonomy places the organism in Eukaryota, Fungi, Ascomycota, Leotiomycetes, Helotiales, Helotiaceae.
AUGUACAGCUACGGCGUGACAGCUCUCCACCCAGGUCCAGACUGGCCCCGAGUUAUCGCGGCUUACAAACUCUCGGUGUUCGCUCAUAUCGUAGACACGAGUCUCACUGUGUCAGCCCCGUUGAUUAAACGUGGCAUUUACGUAUUCUCAAGUCUUGAGAUCAAAGCGCGGAGGAUAGCUUUGGAUCGUGCGGGUCUGGUUGCGCAUUUCUCGGUUCUGGUACCGCUUGUCGUGCUCCUGAUACUGAGAUUCGGGAAAUGGAUUGUUAGGAGGUCGGUGAAGAACGAUUAUGAUGCUGUUCCUGGGAGUCCGAUCCGGAAAGCUGCGAGGUUGGAGACGGGUGUGAAGGUUUCGAGGACUUGGGGGAGAGUGAGUUGGUGGUUGGAUGAGGAGAUGGUAGCUGGAUGGGGGGAGAGGAAGUUUUGGAUUGCUGGGUUGGGGUGGUGGGCUUGGUUGAUUACUCUUUGUGUUGUGGGGACUGGUGAUGACUACAUGCACAUCACCAAGCGCUUCGGGAUAGUUGCAGUCUCUCAAUUCCCAAUCCACUACAUGCUGUCCAUGAAAUCAGCUUACUCGCCAUUAUCCCUCGCCCUCAACACUUCUCACGAAGAACUCAACCCUUACCACCGAGUCCUCGGUCGUGUAAUUUACUCCCUCCUCUUUCUACACGCAAGCUGGUAUCUCAAUUUCUUCGCCUGGGCAGGUUUCCUCAGUGCACUCUACAAACGCCCGGUAGUAAUCAUAGGAUGGACGGUCUUCCUACUCAUAACCACCAUGGUAACCACAGCCCUCGAACCGAUUCGAAGAUGGUCAUACCGAGUGUUUUUCACCAUCCACCUUAUCUUCGGCAUCAUAAUCCUCCCAAUGCUCUUUUUCCACACCUCAGCACUGAGAAUCUACAUCCUCGAAGCGUUCGGACUCUUUAUCUACGACAUAAUCUGCCGCAAAUUAGACACCACCACAGGAUUCGCAAGCAUAACCGCCAUCCCCAACACCAACCUCGUAAAACUCGAAAUCCCUAUCCCAGCCACAAAACAAAAACGCUUCACCGCCGCACCAGGCCAACACAUUUACCUCUCCAUCCCCCCAGAAAGCACACCUCCCAACACCUCCACCCUCUCAAUCCACAACCUCCUCUUCAACCCCUUCACCAUCGCCUCCGUCUCCGCAACUUCAAUAACCCUAGUCCUCCGCUCCCUCUCGGGCCCAACCUCCAAAGCCCUAAAACACCUGACCACCCUCCCGAAAGCUCACCCACCAAUCUCCGUCGAAGGCCCUCUCGGCUCCACAAAGUCAUUUCCAGAUCUCACAUCCUACGACAGAAUCCUCCUCAUCGCCGGUGGCAUAGGCGCAACUUACAUCCUCCCACUCUACGAACACCUCCAAGAUCAAAUGGAAACACACGCCCGCUCGCCAGAUCGCGUACAACUCAUCUGGUCUAUCCGUUCAGCGGCGGACGCUUCCUGGGCACUUAAGCCUGAAGGUCGCGUCCCGUUAAACGACGACGAGAAUGUCAGGAUUUUCAUCACGCAACAUUCUUCAGCGAGUGAAGAAAGUGUUAUUCCUGGCAGUCCGACCGCGAUCGAGAUGAGUGAUUUGAAGAAGGAGGAGGUGGUUGUGAAUGCGAGAGGUGGGUAUGAGAGGCCUGAUUUGAAGGAGGUGGUGGAUGGGGUGUUUAAGUUAGGAAGGGAGGAGAGGGUUGCGGUUGUGGUCUGCGGGACGAAGGGGAUGGCAAGGGUGGUUAGGGGGGAGGUUGGACGGUGGGUUGAGUGGGGGAGGGAGGUUUGGUUUCAUGAUGAGGGGUUUGGGUGGUGA